Messenger RNA from Lepisosteus oculatus (spotted gar), 4584 nucleotides. RefSeq names its product aminopeptidase N-like. Gene Ontology annotation, biological process: proteolysis; peptide catabolic process. NCBI's taxonomy places the organism in Eukaryota, Metazoa, Chordata, Actinopteri, Semionotiformes, Lepisosteidae. Gene Ontology annotation, molecular function: zinc ion binding; metalloaminopeptidase activity; peptide binding. Gene Ontology annotation, cellular component: cytoplasm; plasma membrane. The record is from RefSeq and is a predicted model, not a curated record.
UCUCUUCUGACUUUGUGGUCGUUAAUGAAAACACAUGCCCCUCAUUUUCAAAUACAGAGAAAUAGACAGGGACCUUUCAUCGUUCAUAACUGGCCUGUUGUUCACAUAAAGUCGUGUUUCCUGUGAAGAUGUUCGGAGGAAAGUCUGAAGUGGCCAAUUCUAGCUUUCCUGGAAAAAAGAGAUCUCUAGAACUGGAAGGAACACAAGAAGCAAUUUUCCCUCUUCCCUCCUCCUUUGAGAGGGGUGGUAAUUAAAAGAUGAAAAUGCGUUUGAGCUCCUUUUGAAAGAUGGCAGAAGGGAUGGGGUGAGGGUCUUUACUUUUUUCACCUCACCCAGGAUUGGUGGAAGAAAAGCAAACUGCUUCCAGAUGUGGGAAAACCCAAGAGCCGCUCUCACUUCAGCUAGUCCUGGUUUCCUCCUUAACCCAGCGGCCUCCUACAGUUAAUGCCUAAUCUAUUAACAAUAGCACACAUACAUAUGUGUUUAUGGGAGGUCAGCGCCCGGGACUCCAAGGUACAAAGCCAGCUGCACAGCCAAGCCUUGCUCCAGUUCAGGGCUCAUCUUCAGAGGAAGCAGGGACGCAGACAUGUCCAAAGGAUUCUACAUCUCCAAGGCCUUUGCUGUCGCUGGUCUGGUGGUGACGGCCUCAGCGGCCGCCUCCAUUGUUGUCAUGGUGAUAGUGUUCCAGCAGCAAAUCCUCAGAAGGCCGCCCACACCUCCCAGCUUUCCGGCCACCACCAGGGCCCCCACAGUGGACACGAGGGACAUGAUGCGACUGCCCAGCAGUCUGAGGCCCGAGAGCUACAGGGUGGUCCUGCAGGUCCACCUGUUUCCGGAUCCCAACAGCACGUUUCACUUCACGGGGAACUCCACCGUGCAGUUCAGGUGCCUCCAGCCUACCAGGCAGAUUGUCCUCCACAGCCACAAGCUGAACCUGACCCAGCUGGCCAGCCAAUACGCGCUGCUGACUGGCCACACGGCCAACACGCCCAGGGUGGUGCAGAGCAUCCUGAGACCUGAAACCCAGUUCCUGGAGAUUUUGCUGGACAGGGAACUGGAAGAAGGGAAGACCUACGAACUCUACACUCAGUUUGCAGGAGAUCUGGCGGAUGAUUUAACAGGCUUCUAUCGGAGUGAAUACACGGAGAAUGGAGAACAGAGGUAUAUUGCUGCAACCCAGAUGCAGCCCACUGACGCCAGGAGAGUCUUUCCCUGCUUUGAUGAACCCGCAAUGAAAGCCGUGUUCAAUAUCACCCUCAUUCACCCGAAAGAGACUAAGGCGCUCUCAAACACUGCCAGCCAGACAACGCAAAACAAUGACUAUUUCAUCACAGAAUUUAUACCAACACCUAGAAUGUCGACUUACCUCCUAGCAUUUGUGGUCUGUGAUUUUGAUUAUUUUGAGAUUGGACCUAAUAUGAAGAUCUGGGCUCGACCUGAUGCGAUAAAUGCAGGCCAUGCUGCCUAUGCUGGGAACAUCACUUUGAAAAUCGUGGAGUUCUUUGAAGAUUACUAUGGCGUACCUAUCCCUCUGUCCAAAUUAGAUCAGAUUGCUCUGCCAGACUUCGGAGCAGGAGCCAUGGAGAACUGGGGUCUGAUCACAUACCGCGAGACAGCUCUGUUGUAUGACCCAGAGGUCUCCUCUACAGGAAACAAGGAGUGGAUUGCCACAGUAAUAUCGCACGAACUGGCCCACCAGUGGUUUGGAAACCUUGUUACAAUGAAGUGGUGGAAUGAUCUCUGGCUGAAUGAAGGUUUUGCCACAUACGUCUCAUACCUUGGAGCGAAUCACAUCGAACCCACCUGGAAUAUUAAAGACCUGAUGGUGCUGAAUGAAAUACAGAGUGUAUUCCAAGUGGACUCCCUGGCAACCUCCCACCCCUUGAGCUCCAGAGAAGUGGAUGUCAACACCCCUGACGAAAUCUCCGAGCUUUUUGACUCCAUCACCUACAGCAAGGGAGCCGCGUUGUUGAGGAUGAUGUCUGAGUUUUUAUCGGAAAAGGUCUUCAGAGCUGGGACAAAGACAUACCUAGAGGCUUUUAAGUACAAUACCACAGUUAACAAAAACCUUUGGGAACACCUACAGAAGGCAGCAGACGAGCACAAGUUGCAGCUGAAGGUUGGGGUGGAGGCCAUCAUGAGGACCUGGACUGAGCAGAUGGGCUACCCCGUGGUCACCAUCAACACCACCGAUGGAAGAGCCUCUCAGCAGCACUUUCUCAUCGACCCAGAAACCGCUCCUCCACAGCCAUCCAAAGCUGGUUACAAAUGGCACAUUCCCAUGACAUUGAUGAAGUCAGGAAAACAAGGACAGAAAAUGUUGUUUUAUGAAACAGGCUCAUUUCCAGACUUUCAGUGCAAAGACACCGAGUGGCUCCUAGCGAACAUCGAUUGCGCUGGUUAUUACAGAGUUAACUACGACUCCAACAACUGGAACAAGCUGCUUCAACAGCUGGAGAACAGUCACACAGUAAUACCAGUCAUCAACAGGGCCCAGCUAAUUGAUGAUGCCUUUAAUCUUGCGAGAGCAAAGCACAUCAAUACCACCCUUGCCCUGGACACAACCAAGUUCCUCUCUAAUGAGACAGAGUACAUCCCUUGGCAGUCAGCUUUGAAUAAUCUGGAUUAUUUCUUCCUCAUGUUUGAUCGCUCUGAAGUUUAUGGGCCACUGCAGGCAUACAUAAGGAAGCAAGUAAUCCCUUUGUACAACUACUUUGAAAACAUCACUGCUAAUUGGACAAGAAUUCCAGAUAAUCACAUUGACCAGUACAACCAGGUGAAUGCUAUCUCCGUCGCGUGCAGCAACGGGGUGCCUGAGUGCCAGGAGAUGGCCUCUGGUCUCUUCAAACAGUGGAUGAUGAACUCCAGCGCCAACCCGAUUCACCCCAACCUGAAGAGCUCAGUCUACUGCAGCGCCAUUGCCGCGGGGGGAGAGAGGGAAUGGAACUUUGCCUGGGAGAUGUUUCAGAACACAACCGUGGCCUCGGAGAGGGACAAGCUGAGAUACGCGCUGUCCUGCUCCAGGAAGAUCUGGAUCUUGAGCAGAUACCUGGAGUACACCCUGGAUCCGGAAAAGAUCAGGAAAAUGGAUACCACUUCGACCAUCAACUACAUUGCCAGAAAUGUAGCAGGGCAGUCCUUAGCUUGGGACUUUGUCCGAGCCAAGUGGUCCUUCCUACACGGAGAAUACGGAGGAGGAAUAAUGUCUUUCGGCAGCCUGAUCGAUGGCGUGACCCAGCGGUUUUCUACGGAGUUCGAACUCGAAGAGCUGGAGAACUUCAAGAGACAGCACGAAGAGACGGGCUUCGGCUCGGCCGCACGCGCCCUGGAGCAGGCCCUGGAGAGGACCAAGGCCAACAUCAGAUGGGUGAAGCAGACCAAGGCCUCCGUGCUGGCGUGGUUCCGCAGAGAGUCUGGGGACUACUGAGUCACACAGGUCCUCGCCACACAGGCUCCUCUGGACGGAAAGCAGGACCACACUCCAAAGCUGUGUCUUCUGGGGAGCUUUCAGAGCUGCCACUGGGUGAAAUUUAAGCGUCUAGGGGGAAAAAAAUCACUGAAAAUAUUAGUUAUUUCAUGAACUCUACAAGAAAUAGGAGAAGUGAGAAGUACACAGAGACACAAGUCACUGUUGUCACUUCAACAGACUUAGAGGAUCUUUGAUUGUGUUUGGUAAUCCGCAACAUCACUGGAAGGGGGUGAAUAUUUCCGCAGGGCGCUAUAUACAUCCGAGCUGUUCUCCCAAAUGCCAGCUUUCCAAGGUCAGUCCCUUUCCUUGUUUUUUUCUUUUAAAAUCUUACUGAAAUGUUCUAAAAUCGUGCUUUAAAUAGGAAACAUUUAAUCUAUUCAUCUAAAUCUUUUUUUAAAGACAUGGCCUUAGAGCAGAGAGUGUUCAUAGACGCUCCUGGCAAUUCUGGUCCUCAAGUCUGAUGUUAUCAAAAAUCCAUGAAGAACGGAUUGUUUAUUUUUUAUUGCCUUAAAAUGGGACUAAUUUAACAGAAGAUGCACUUUAACUACCAGUAAAGGAACAAAUAUUAAAUCAUGACCGGCACACAGAAAUAGUACUGUUCAGCUGCAGUCUUAAAUUCCUUCUAUUUUAUUCUGCAAUUGAAUAUGCUUUUGUUCUGUUUAAACUAAUGGUUUUCCAUUUCUGAAACGGAUUUCCUGUAAUUCACUCAUUCAGCAGGGUAUAUCUUACUCCAUCUUCGCUACAAAUAUUGAACUUUCAAAAGAGUUCAUGGCAAAUCUUCGAACCUAAUUGCAUGAUUUGCCACAAUCUGAAAAUGGCGUGCAAAUAAAAAUUGUCAGAACCCAUCUUAUUCUCUUUGGAAUAGAUGCCAAAACUGUAUAGAUAACUAUUAUAUUUAAGAUAAAUAUAUAUCUCUAGAGAUAUACAUCUCUUAAGUCUGAAAUCCUUCAUGCUGACAGUUAUAUUUUUCUGACGUUUCUCAGUACUUAUUUUUGCACUCCCUGUUUAUGGUUAUUAAAUGUAUAUAAAAAGUUGUAAACAUAUAUAUUUGCAAUGAUUUUUAGAUACAGCUUCUAUCUGCAGCUUUUCGGAGAAAAUAAAGAAUUAUAAUGGUC